Molecule: messenger RNA, 973 nt
Organism: Salvelinus fontinalis (brook trout)
Lineage: Eukaryota; Metazoa; Chordata; Actinopteri; Salmoniformes; Salmonidae
Product: medium-chain acyl-CoA ligase ACSF2, mitochondrial-like
Exons: 6
Coding region: 25-885 (286 amino acids)
Biological process (GO): fatty acid metabolic process
Molecular function (GO): medium-chain fatty acid-CoA ligase activity
Source: RefSeq, a predicted model, not a curated record
CCUGUCCUUCUGGUACCUCAGACCAUGUCUACUCACCACCCCAGACAGCUCAGUGUGUUCCCUAGAAGGGCUGUGUUACAACCUCUACAGGUGGUCUCCUCACUACACAAGACACCUGGGAACCCAACCUGGCUCUGGUGCUGUAGAUCCCUCCAUGUGGACAGUCCCCCCCUGAUCCCAGGGCAGAGCGUCAGCUACGUCCACGGGGCCUCCUCAGUGGCCCUGCUGGGCCAGACGGUGGGUCAGAGUCUUCAGGCUGCAGCCGACCGCUGGCCCCACAGAGAGGCCCUGGUCUUCCUGCAGGAUGGAGUCCGUAAGACCUUCUCCCAGUUUCAGGAGGACGUUGACCAGGCUGCUGCAGGUCUCCUGGCCCUGGGUCUGAAGAGAGGGGACAGACUAGGAGUCUGGGGGCCCAACACAUACCACUGGAUCCUGUUUCAGUUUGCCACAGCCAAGGCUGGCAUCAUACUGGUGUCAAUAAACCCAGCCUAUCAGCUGAAGGAGCUGGAGUACACCCUGGGGAAGGUGCAGUGUAAAGCUGUGGUGUGUCCCACCCAGUUUAAGACCCAGAGGUUCUGUGACACGCUGAGACAGAUCUGCCCAGAGAUGGACACAGCGGAGUCAGGAGUCUUUAGGAGCUCCAGGACAUAUACACGGCACCCACAAUUCCCCUCCCCCAUGACAAUCACACAGACACACCCAACCCAUGGUUGGACCUCAGGACAAAGAACUCUCAGGAACCAAUGGAACGUGGACACCAGGCCUGAUCAGGACUACCCAAGACCCAGAUCGACCAAUCGGAAGGCCGGACUCGCAGAUCUACCUACUUUGCUUGUUGUCUAUAUAGUACUGAACAAUUCUGGAAACUCCCUCUUUUCCGGAUGAUUCACUAGGAGUCAGACUGAAAGAGCCUUGCUGCAAGAUUUUACUAAGAUAUCUUUACAUGUAAUUAAACUGCCUUAUUAUAAAAUUA